Populus trichocarpa (black cottonwood) is the source of this 2695-nucleotide messenger RNA. RefSeq names its product cyclic nucleotide-gated ion channel 1. The transcript has 8 exons. The record is from RefSeq and is a predicted model, not a curated record. Gene Ontology annotation, biological process: transmembrane transport; monoatomic ion transport. NCBI's taxonomy places the organism in Eukaryota, Viridiplantae, Streptophyta, Magnoliopsida, Malpighiales, Salicaceae. The coding region runs from base 289 to 2418 and encodes 709 amino acids. Gene Ontology annotation, cellular component: membrane. Gene Ontology annotation, molecular function: monoatomic ion channel activity.
GAGAGAGUAAACGCUUCAAAGAUGGGACCUAUACACAUUUUCCAGGAAACUUCCUCCUUUCCUCAAUCACAUGAAUGAUUUCAGAAAAAGCAAGUCUUUUUAUCGUCCUUUGAUAAUAGCUGACAAAACCCAGUUUUUGUUUUUCAUCGAUCACUUUGAUUUCAUGCUCUUCACUGAGGUUGGCAUUUGAGUACUGUAGUGUGCAGUGUGUGAAGAAGUUUCUUGGAUUUAAUUUAUUGAUCAAAGGUUGAAUUUUUCAUUGUGGACUGCGACUUAAAUAAGACAGUCAUGAAUCAUCCACAAGAGAAGUUUGUGAGGUUUCAAGAUUGGAAGUCAGAGAAAAGUACUGAAGGGAAUUAUUCUGCAAGUAAUGUUAUGUAUCCAGGAAAAAUUAGAACCACAAUAAGCUCAGUUUCUGAGAAGUUUCAAAGAGGAUUGGAAUCUGGCUCUUCAAGCUUUAACAAGAUUAGAAAAUCAUUAAAAUCAUAUUCAUUCAACAGUGAGGUUGCUUCGAGAAAGAAAAUUCUUGACCCACAAGGGCAUUUCCUUCAAAAGUGGAACAAGAUAUUCGUACUGUCAUGCUUGAUUGCUGUUUCACUGGAUCCUUUGUUUUUCUAUGUCCCUGUGAUUGAUGAUGGUAAGAAGUGUCUUUCUUUGGACCGCACGAUGGAGAUUACAGCAAGUGUUUUGCGUUCUUUCACGGAUAUCUUUUAUAUACUACAUAUUAUCUUUCAAUUUCGCACUGGAUUCAUUGCUCCCUCAUCCCGGGUAUUUGGAAGAGGUGUUUUGGUCGAGGAUACUUGGGCAAUAGCUAAGAGAUAUCUGUCAUCAUAUUUCUUAAUUGACAUUCUCGCAGUUCUUCCACUCCCGCAGGUGGUGAUUUUAAUUAUCAUUCGAAAAAUGGCCGGCUCAAGAAACUUGAAUACAAAGAACUUGUUAAAAUUUGUUGUCAUCUUCCAGUAUGUUCCAAGGUUUAUGCGAAUUUAUCCAUUAUAUAAGGAAGUUACAACUUCUGGCAUCCUUACAGAAACUGCAUGGGCUGGAGCUGCAUUUAAUCUUUUUCUGUAUAUGCUUGCGAGUCAUGUACUUGGAGCCUUUUGGUAUUUGUUUUCAAUAGAACGAGAAACAAAUUGUUGGAGACAAGCCUGUGGGAAACAUGCUGGAUGCAGCCGUGAACUUUUGUUUUGUGACACAGCUGGUAGUGUUGGAAAUCUCUCAUUUCUGGAUAAUUAUUGCCCGAUAAUAACCCCAAAUGAAACAGUCUUCAAUUUUGGAAUAUUCCUUGAUGCCCUUCAGUCUGGUGUUGUUUCGUCGUCCAUGGAUUUUCCACAGAAGUUCUUUUACUGUUUUUGGUGGGGCCUGCAAAACCUGAGUUCUCUUGGUCAAAAUCUUAAAACAAGUACCUACGUUUGGGAAAUCUGCUUUGCAGUUUUCAUUUCUAUCUCCGGCUUGGUACUAUUUUCAUUUCUCAUUGGAAAUAUGCAGACUUAUUUGCAAUCCACAACUACAAGAUUGGAGGAAAUGAGAAUCAAAAGAAGAGAUGCAGAACAGUGGAUGUCCCAUCGCUUGCUUCCUGAUAGUAUAAGGGAACGGAUCAGACGGUAUGAACAAUACAGAUGGCAAGAAACUAGAGGUGUUGAUGAAGAGAUGCUUGUUCAUAAUCUUCCCAAGGACCUUAGAAGGGACAUUAAACGUCACCUCUGCUUGGCUCUGCUCAUGAGAGUGCCGAUGUUUGAAAAAAUGGACGAACAAUUACUAGAUGCAUUGUGUGACCGUCUCAAGCCAGUCCUAUACACAGAGGAGAGCUACAUUGUUCGUGAGGGAGACCCAGUUGAUGAAAUGCUCUUUGUUAUGCGGGGCAAGCUAUUAACCAUAACCACCAAUGGUGGAAGAACUGGCUUCUUCAACUCUGAGUACCUUAAGGCCGGUGACUUCUGUGGAGAGGAACUUCUCACAUGGGCUUUAGAUCCCCAAUCCUCUUCUAAUCUGCCCAUCUCAACUAGAACAGUUAGAACCAUUACAGAAGUUGAAGCCUUCGCUCUAAUGGCUGAUGACUUGAAAUUUGUUGCUUCUCAAUUCCGGCGGCUUCACAGUAAGCAGCUCCGACACACUUUCAGGUUUUACUCGCAGCAGUGGAGAACAUGGGCUGCUUGUUUUAUACAGGCUGCAUGGCGUCGCUAUAGUAAAAAGAAGCUCGAAGAGUCUCUCCGGCAAGAGGAAAAUAGAUUGCAAGAUGCAUUAGCGAAAGCUAACGAGAGUUCACCAAGUUUAGGUGCUACAAUAUAUGCCUCAAGAUUUGCUGCUAACAUUUUGCGUGCUCUACGACGCGGUGGCAAUCGCAAGGCAAGGGUGCCAGAUAGAGUUCCACCCAUGCUGCUGCAGAAGCCAGCAGAGCCUGAUUUUACUUCUGAAGAAUGAUUGGAAAGGUAGGCCACUUUUCAUGAUUUUGUGCUUCUGAUAAAAAAUAGGAAAAAAAAAAAAAACACCAAGAGGUUGGGACAACGUUGUGGUAGAUUGCUGUUGUUGGUUGGGUGUUACGAGGUCUGUAUAUGUAUAUCAUGUUGUAUAUGUAAGUGUCCAAUUGUUUUUGUCACCUUUUCCUGAGUUGAUUUAUGUUCACAAUUUCGAAUGGAAAAAUCUAACAGGAUGUAACGAAUUUAAAUUUAAUGCAUAGAAUUGUGUAUGAAUGUGCAAA